UUGCAGGUGUUUCGUGCUAGUACACCACAAGAAGCCAUCGAUCUUAUCUCGACGAUCAUCGAAUACACGCCAAGCGCAAGGCCUUCACCUCAACAAGCAUGUUUACAUGCGUUUUUCGAUGAACUACGAAUGCCAGAUACGAAGCUUCCGUCUGGUCGUCCACUACCUCCUUUAGAGAUGGAUGGUGAUGACAAUCGCACGGGUCAUGUCGGACAUGACUCUGCGGCUGAGCAAAGCUAG
Strongylus vulgaris is the source of this 240-nucleotide messenger RNA. The record is from the annotation of a GenBank genome assembly. Lineage: Eukaryota; Metazoa; Nematoda; Chromadorea; Rhabditida; Strongylidae.